GCUUCAGGGCAUGGCUGAUGAGGUGAGCCUUGAGCUUCUUCAGGGCUUCGAGAGUGCCGAGGCCAGUGUCGGUGCCACGCCCAUGGCGGCCCCCAACGUUUUCAAGCUUUUGACUUGGGGAUCCGUCAAGGAGUGCAUGGGUUUCCUUUUGCGCCGUGCCAUUGAGAACACCGAGGCUGUCGGACGUACCAAAGACUCCCAGGUGGCGAUGUUCGCUGAAUUGAAGCGCCGGAUGAUUGGAGGCAGCAAAUAG
Messenger RNA from Penicillium cinerascens, 253 nucleotides. RefSeq lists its product as uncharacterized. The annotation marks the transcript as partial. Gene Ontology annotation, molecular function: FAD binding; proline dehydrogenase activity. Lineage: Eukaryota; Fungi; Ascomycota; Eurotiomycetes; Eurotiales; Aspergillaceae. Gene Ontology annotation, cellular component: mitochondrion. The record is from RefSeq and is a predicted model, not a curated record. The transcript has a single exon.